GGUGUGUGAGGCCGGUGUUUCCCAGAGUGCCCCGCGGAGCUUACCGGACCCCGGAGGGAAGUUAGAAAUAAAAAAUGGCGAGUACCAGGACUCCGCUUCUGCUCAUUUUAUAGAAGGGACGGCGGCAGCGGCGGGCUCCCCUCUGGGGGGCCGAUAGUUACCGGCCGCUGGAUCUCCUUGCUGACGGCUUCUCACCGGGGAGACUUUCUCUGCGUACGACCGGGGCGCGUGUCUUGUACCGCAGCAGUAGUGAGGGUUAUUGGGCAGGAUGGAGGAUCUUCCGGCGGCUGGAGGAAUGGCCGCCUCUCCGCGGUUGCAGCAGGCCGUGGGUCCGGCCCAGUCCCAGGGAGCCCCGUGUGAGUCUGCCUGUGAUCUGACCAGCCGCCCCCCUCAGUACACUAUCCCGGGGAUCCUGCACUACAUCCAGCACGAGUGGGCCCGUUUCGAAAUGGAGAGAGCGCACUGGGAGGUGGAGAAGGCCGAGCUACAGGCACGGAUAGCCUUCUUACAAGGAGAAAGAAAAGGUCAGGAAAAUUUGAAGAAAGAUUUAGUAAGAAGAAUAAAGAUGUUAGAGUAUGCAUUAAAACAAGAGAGGUCAAAGUACCAUAAAUUAAAAUAUGGAACAGAGUUAAAUCAAGGAGACUUGAAGACGCCAACAUUUGAAUCAGAAGAAACCAAAGAUUCUGAGGUUUCCCCUGGGCCUCAGAAUAGUCAGCUGACCUGGAAACAAGGCCGUCAGCUGUUAAGACAGUACCUUCAGGAGGUUGGAUACACAGAUACCAUACUGGAUGUGCGGUCACAAAGGGUACGCUCUUUGCUGGGACUUUCAGGCUCAGAGCCAAACGGCUCAGUGGAAACAAAGAACCUAGAACAGAUCCUCAAUGGAGGGGACUCUCUUUCUCUUAAACAAAAGGGACAAGCAAACAAAAGGAACUCAGGUGAUGUUCUUGAAACAUUUAAUUUCUUAGAAAGUGCUGAUGACAGCGACGAAGAAGACGAAGGGGACCUAAUUGAGGAUGUCCCUGACAGAAGGGAGAAGCAGCAAAUAAAUAAGAAGCAUAAAAUUGGCAAUGAAGGUUUAGCAGCUGAACUUGCCGAUGAUACAGAGGAAGCACUGAAGGAGUUUGAUUUCCUAGUAACGGCAGAAGAUGGAGAAGGAGCAGGAGAAGCGAGGAGUUCUGGGGAUGGGACAGAAUGGGGGGUAAACAGGACGAAACUGCAUGACAUGAUCGCAGACCUAGGAGACGAGGAUCCUUCUCACAUCCCAGCAGAAAUCCUGAGCCCGGGCCGCACACCCUCCUCAAGAAUUACCGAUCAUGAAGGUGGAAGAGCAGAGGAAGCUGAGCCUAUCGCAUUUCCUCCUGGAUCUGGUAAAUCCUUUAUAAUGGGAUCAGAAGAUGUUCUGGAAAGCGUCUUGGGACUUGGCGAUUUGGCUGACCUCACAGUCACAAAUGACUCGGAUUUCAGUUACGAUCUUCCAUCCAACAAGGAUGCCUUUAGGAAGACAUGGAACCCAAAGUACACCCUUCGCAGCCACUUUGAUGGGGUCCGUGCCCUAGCCUUUCACCCGCUGGAGCCUGUUCUGGUCACUGCUUCUGAGGACCACACCCUGAAACUAUGGAAUUUGCAGAAAACUGUUCCCACCAAAAAGAGUACCUCCUUCGAUGUGGAACCCAUCUACACGUUUAGAGCUCACAUUGGGUCUGUCCUUUCACUUGUGGUCGGCUGCAGCGGAGAACACUGCUACAGUGGAGGGCUCGACUCAACAAUACAGUGGUGGAAAAUACCAAGCCCCAAUGUGGAUCCAUAUGAUACAUAUGACCCCAGUGUUCUGGCUGGCACUCUAGUUGGGCACACGGAUGCCGUAUGGGGUCUGUCACAUAGUGGAGUUAAAGAUCACUUGCUCUCCUGUUCCGCUGACGGGACCGUACGGUUAUGGAGUCCACCAACAGGCACCCAGUGUAUCGGCACCUACAAUGGAAACAGAGAACACGGGAUCCCCACUUCUGUUGAUUUUAUUGGCUGUGACCCUGCUCAUGCUGUAGCCUCUUUUACAAGUGGUUGCAUUGUUGUUUAUGACUUAGAAACUUCUGAGUCUGUGAUACAGCUUUCUUCCCCCUCUGACCCUGGUGCGCCAUUUUCCAACCAUAUUAAUAAAAUUGUGAGCCACCCAACGCUCCCUGUUACUAUUGCAGCAUUUGAAGAUCGGCACAUCAAGUUUUUUGACAAUAAAUCAGGAAAGACUAUCCACUCUAUGGUGGCUCACUUGGAUGCAGUGACGAGUCUUGCUGUGGAUCCCAAUGGAAUCUACCUGAUGUCUGGAAGCCACGAUUGCUCCAUCAGACUGUGGAACCUGGACAGCAAGACGUGCGUACAGGAGAUCACCGCCCACCGCAAGAAGCUCGACGAAUCUAUUUACGAUGUUGCCUUUCAUCCAACCAAAGCGUUCAUCGCUAGCGCCGGAGCAGACGCCCUGGCUAAGGUCUUUGUCUGACCCCUUUUUCCAAGUGCAUUUGGGACAAAACCGAGAAAGAGGCUAAUGCCGCGCUCUCUAAGCAAAACCUUGAAACAUCACUGCCAUGAGGAACUUGCACCCCAACACUACAAUGCAGAGCCCCCCCUGCAGGACAGUGACAUACUGGUUACACAAGUUGCUUUUGUCCCUCAAUCCUUACCCCUCCCCCCCCAUCCCUUUUUAAUAUCGGGACGGCUUUUUCUAGAGCUGUAAUUACUGUAAUUUAUACCCUUUGUUUCCCUCGCAGUAACCAGUAUUUGCAGCCCCUGCACCGGGUGUCUGUGCUAUAUAAAUAUAUAUAUAUAAUAUAAUAUAUAUUUCUUUUUUUUAGCGCUCUUUAGAAAAUAUACUUUGUUCAAGGCGUUUUCCCCAGUCUACUUCUAAUCUCAGACCCACAAUGCAAUGUGCAGGAGCGCAACUAACGCAAAUAAGGGUGGGGGGUGUUUGUGGGGGCGACUUCUCUACCAUACCAUGCAGACCCUUAGCGCAGUCACGUCCUGAUAUAAUGAAUUACAACCUUUCAUCGUUUUUUUUUUCCACCCGCAUCUUAAAGGACCAGCAGCCGACUUCACACUGGAUUAACUCCCAGAAAGGUUACAGAGAGCCGUAUUCACUAACGGCCGUCUCUCUCGCACACUCGGAACACUACAGAGAUUUGUAUUCGCUGGUGGGUUUAACCCUCUCCGUGCCUGGCUGCCAACGAAGGGAUUUUAAAAGCGACUUUUUUCUUGACGAGGUUUUUUUUCUUUCUUUUCUGCCAUUGAAAGCAAGUGUGUAACUCUAUUUUUUAGCAUUAGUCUUGCAUAUACACACGUUUUUUGGGUCUAACUGUAGUUUUUACUUUUUUUAUAUAUAUAUUUAAGCCGUUGCAGAAUUGCAGUGUUUUUAUCAGCCAUAUUAAAAGGUAAAAAGAAAAAAAAAAAAAAGAAUUUUACAGCUUUUUAUACCGCCAUCCUUCCCUACACAGAAGGUGAAUGUUUGGGAAAAAAUCCCCCCCCCCCCUUUUUUUCUUUCUUCUUCAUCAUCGCCUUUCCCUUUCUCCUCCCACACUUUGCAUCCCUGUAAUGCCAUUGGUCAGCCAUGCUGCCAAUAACUCAGGGGUUAAAGAGAUUAGGGAUGCACCGAAUCCGCUAUUUUGGAUUCGGCCGAACCCCCUAAUCCUUUGCAAAAUAUUUGGCCGAACACCGAACCGAAUCCUAAUUUGCAUAUGCAAAUUAGCUUUCGGAUUUAGUUCGUCCAGGCAGAAGUAUUCGACGAAUCCGAAUCCUGCUGAAAAAGGCAGAAUCUUGGCCGAAUCCUGGAUUUGGUGCAUCCCUAAAAGAGAUACUGACACCAGAAAUUAAACUCUUUUUUACAUCUAUCAUAGUAUUUCCUUUAAAAGCUACUUAUAAAUGUGCACAAUGCUUUUACAUUACUUGUCUGAUGCCCCGUGUUCCUGUAUGAGGGAGCUGCCAUAUUUGUGCAGCAGGAGUCCGUUAGCAUUGGAAACUUUAACUGACAGUCAGGUUGGUAAAACCGUCAGGUUUAGAAACUUCAACUAACAAUU
Molecule: messenger RNA, 4061 nt
Organism: Xenopus laevis (African clawed frog)
Lineage: Eukaryota; Metazoa; Chordata; Amphibia; Anura; Pipidae
Gene: strn3.L
Product: striatin 3 L homeolog
Cellular component (GO): cytoplasm; dendrite
Molecular function (GO): calmodulin binding; protein-containing complex binding; protein phosphatase 2A binding
Source: RefSeq, marked provisional